ACCACGCGGCCGGGCGCGGGCUGACUAGUCUCAUAUCUCGCGCACCGCUGUGCGGUACCCUCUGGACAUUUGAAUUUGGAACACAUUCGAAAUUUGAAUUUUUAAAAUUUAUUAGUGCCCAGUGACAGUGAAAGUGUUCGCACUAGACAGAAGCACACAAAACUAAACAUGCCAAAUAUAUAACACACAAAACACACAAAAAAAAAAAUCACACGUUUCGUUUCAAGACUUUCAAAACUGGAUAAAUGGCGUUACUGACUGGACUUUGGAAAUCAUUCGUUGGCGGCAACGACAAAGAAUCCGACUGGAACGUGGUAACAGUAUUCUACUUCGACAAUAAGAAGAAAUAUUUCUCAGUUUCUGAGAUAGAUAAGGAGGAAAUACCAAUUGUGUACGCUGAAGCUCAUAAAAUAACCUUCAACAAAACUGGUCGAGGACUUUCGUAUACACCGCUUAACUUUGUGUCUAUCUUCCAUAUUGAUACUAGAAAAGCGGAAGUGAAGAUGCCGAGCGGCCACAUCGACCAGCCCGUGAUAGAGGACAACAGGGACGGUACAGUCAGCAUCAAGUACGAUCCGCGCGAGGAGGGUGUCCACGAGCUGUAUGUGAAGUACAAUGGCGAGCAUGUGCAAGGUUCGCCAUACAAAUUCCACGUGGACUCCAUAUCCUCGGGCUACGUGACGGCGUACGGGCCUGGUCUCACCGCUGGCGUGAGCGGCGAGCCGAGCCAGUUCACCAUCAGCACCAAGGGCGCUGGCGCUGGUGGGCUGUCCAUGGCAGUCGAAGGUCCCAGCAAAGCUGAAAUUACAUGCCACGACAACAAAGACGGCACCGUGGCAGUGUCGUUUCUGCCCACUGCACCGGGAGAGUAUAAAGUCAGCGUCAGAUUUGGUGAAAAGCACAUCAAAGGCUCGCCUUUCACUGCUAAGGUUACCGGAGAAGGUCGUAAGAGGAACCAAAUAUCUGUGGGCAGUUGCAGUGAGGUCACACUGCCUGGCAAGGUCAAUGACGAUGACAUCCGCAGUCUAAAUGCUUCCAUCCAGGCACCAUCCGGUCUUGAAGAGCCUUGCUUCCUCAAGCGUUUGCCUUCUGGAAAUAUCGGCAUCAGCUUCACUCCGCGAGAGGCAGGCCAGCACGUUGUGUCGGUAAAGAAGAUGGGUGUGCACAUCCAAAACUCACCCUUCAACAUCACCGUCCAAGAACAAGAGGUUGGAGACGCUAAGAAGGUUAAGGUAUCAGGAACAGCACUGAAGGAAGGCAAGACCCACGGAGAGAAUACCUUCUCCGUUGACACGAGGAACGCUGGAUAUGGUGGACUCUCUCUUUCUAUUGAAGGUCCCAGUAAAGCGGAGAUCCAGUGCGCGGACAGCAAAGAUGGCGUCCUGGCGAUCAGCUACAAGCCCACGGAGCCCGGCUACUAUAUCGUCAACCUCAAGUUCGCAGACCACCACGUGGAAGGAUCUCCCUUCACUGUCAAGGUAUCUGGUGAAGGCAGCAACAGACAGCGUGAGAAGAUCCAAAGGCAGCGCGACCCUGCGCCGCUCACUGAAGUCGGCACCAACUGCAAGCUUACCUUUAAGAUGCCGGGCAUAACCUCCUUCGACCUGGCGGCGACGGUGACCAGCCCGGGUGGAGUGUCGGAGGACGCAGAGAUCCAGGAGGUGGUGGACGGGCUGUACUCCGUCCACUUCGUGCCUAAGGAGUUGGGGGUGCACACCGUGUCUGUCAAAUAUAGGGAGAUACACAUCCCUGGAUCGCCCUUCCAGUUCACAGUAGGCCCCCUACGCGACUCGGGGGCUCAUCUCGUGAAAGCGGGGGGUGCAGGUCUGGAGAGGGGAGAGGCGGGCAGGUUCAACGAGUUCAACGUGUGGACGAGGGAGGCUGGGGCUGGGCAGCUGGCGAUAUCCCUGGAGGGACCCAGCAAGGCUGAGAUCGACUUCAAGGACAGGAAGGAUGGCUCCUGCGACGUUUCCUACAAGGUCGAUGAACCUGGUGAAUACCGCAUCGGUCUGAAGUUCAACGAACAGCACAUACCGGAUUCCCCCUUCAAGGUGUACAUCUCUCCCGCGGUGGGUGACGCCCACCUUCUGGAGGUGGCGCAGUUUCCAGACAACGCGCAGGUGGACAAGCCCACGCAGUUCUACAUCCGGCUCAACGGCGCCAAGGGCAGCUUGGACGGCAGGAUAGUAUCACCAUCCGGCAAGACGGACGACUGCUUCAUCCAGAACAUCGACGGGGACCAGUACAGCAUCAGGUUCAUGCCGCGAGAGAACGGCGUCCACAACAUCAACGUCAAGUUCAAUGGUGUCCAUAUUCCUGCCUCGCCAUUGAGGAUUAAGGUAGGAAAGGACGAUGCUGAUCCUGCCGCUGUGCACGCCCAUGGACCUGGACUUGGGGCUGUUAAAACUGGCGCUAAAACUGACUUGAUCAUCAACACUUGCAAUGCCGGAGCUGGUAUUCUGGCGGUGACCAUGGAUGGGCCGUCGAGGGUAUCCAUGGACUGUACGGAAGUUGAAGAAGGUUACAAGGUCCGCUACACGCCUCUUGCUCCGGGCUUCUACUACAUGAGCGUUAAAUACAACGGUGGUCACAUCGUGGGUUCGCCUUUCAAGAUCGAAGCUACUGGUCCAAAUCUCGCUGAAAUUGGAGCUCAAGAGACAUCAUCAGUUACAGUAGAGACUGUACAAAAGGUAUCCAAAGCAGCAGCAAAGCAAGGCCCGGCGUUGCCUGUGUUCAAGUCUGAUGCUACUAAGGUGACCAGCAAGGGGAUGGGGCUGAAGAAGGCGUAUCUGAACAAACACAACCAGUUCACGGUGCACGCGGGUGAUGCUGGUAACAACAUCCUCUACGUCGGCAUCUACGGUCCUAAAGGCCCGUGUGACGAAGUCCAGCUGAAACACAAGGGCAAGAACAACUACGAGUGUUGGUAUGUCAUCAGGGACAGAGGAGAGUACAUCGUCAUCGUCAAAUGGGGCGAUGAUCAUAUCCCUGGCUCCCCGUACAAGGUCGAAGUUUAAAUCAGAAACAGAAUUGCUACCAGCGUAUGCAUACUCCGAAUUUUUAUUUUAAACCUAUAAAUGCUUUUUAGAAAAUUUUACAUUUGAUUAUCAACAAGCAAUAAGUUAAGGAAGUGAGAUGGUCUUUUGGUUUUCUUUUUAUAAUUUUUUACUUUACUUUGUUCUCUGCACUUAAUUAUGUUUUCUGAUAAUACUGCAAGCAGUUAGUAAUUACUUUAGAAUUUCCGUCGUUAAUAAUCUUAAAAGAAAUAGAAGUUUUAUUGUACUGUUUAAGUACGUUACAUCCAAAAUUAUGUUUAUAUUAUUAUUAAACUUUUAUUCGCAUUUAGAUUCUACGUAUUAAAGGUGCGUAAAAUCAACUUCUUGCCUUAUUUAAAAGGUGUUUUUUAGCUGUUGAUCAUUUAUGUUUUGUUUAUAUUUGAUCAUUUUUGGUCUAAAAUAAAAAUCGUAGUACAGAAUAUUUCUUGGCAAAAAUUGUGUGUUUUUUAUAAAAGUAUUUUUGUAUUUCAAAUGUAUGGAAAGCUCUUUGUUUAUCAAGAUUAGGUUAUCUAAAUUAAUCUACAUACGCUGCAUUCGAAUGACAUAUAUGUGUUUUAGGAUUUCGUGAAUAUUUUAUUAGAUUGUCUAUAAUUUCGUUUCUGUUUGUCUACUUUUAAGUGAUCUCUUGCCGGUCUGUAUUGCUAUUCAUUCUUGCACCUUCCAAACAAAAUAUCACAAUUAUGCCCCUUUCGGCAACUAUGUGCGUUACAUCAACAUGCGUCUUGGUCAUAACAAAUUCAUCCCACAUUAGUCUUAGCAAAAAUAUUAUAUACUUACUAGUUAUUUAGAUUAAAAUGAAUGAAAUAUUCACAAUUGCUUACUAGGCAAGAUGCCUAUACCAGUUUAGGAUCGCCAUCAACUCUUUAGAUAUCUGGUGCUGGAUCAGAUCAGUUCAGAAAAUAAUCUGCUGCUGUUUGUAGCUGAAAAUAUUUAUAACAAUGUACUUAGUAUGUAAUUUAUCAAUGGCUGUAUUAAUGACCUGGAGAACCAUUCCAAAUUAAUUACUUAAAAACUUAAAAAUCUUAUUGUGUUCUCCUAUAUUUUAACAGUUAGUUAGGUAUAUCUGGUUGUUUAUGGUAAGUUUGGUAGGUGCAAUUUUGAUUGUAAUAUUUUCAAAAUCAAAUACCAAAUGUUUUGUUGUUCCCUUGUUGUCAUUAUUUAUGUGAUUUUUUUCCGUUUUGGAAAACUGUUACUUAAUUAUCUAGUCGUAUUGUGCCAGUGUUUUGAUUUUGUUUAUCAUAGACUGAAGGACAAAGGUGGUGGUUUUAAAUUUUAAAGGCGAUGUAACUCGCACUCUAUGCGAGACCUACUUUCUUCUUUGGUCUCUUAUUCUGCAAUUUGUUUACCACCAUUUUUUUCCUUCAUAUAUGAUUUGUUUAUAUGAUUCUCGUUUAGUUUUUAGGGCGACUAAAUGACAAUACAUAUAAAGUAUUAUGUGAAAUAUUCCCUAUUAUAUUUUAAGUCGUGAGAUGAAGUUUGUCAAUCGAAAAAAAAUUCAGCGAAUUCACUUUUUUUAUUAUUUUAUGUGUCUGUUUGUUAAAAUUCUUCUGCAUCUUUUUCUUAAAAUAUGUCAUUGAAGAAUUUUUAAAAUUCGCUAAAUAUUUUUGGAUUUGGUUAAACCGCAGUAACUAUUCUAAUUGAUUCAUUUACGUAAAAGUAAAUUGAGCAGAAAUUUCAUUUUCUCAAUAAAAUGUCAGAAGCCGUUUUAUGAACCGUAAGUAAAAUUUUUAAUUCAAAGAUAUACGUAAGUUUUAAAGAAUAGUUGCAGCGGAGUUACCUGAAGGUGGAUCAUUGACAAUAGAUUCUUUUAUGUCCUUUUUUAAUACUACUAACUCUUUCCUGAAUAAUCUAUCUCUCUGAUUUGCCUUCUAGAUACGAAUUUCAUCUCACUAUGUUUUAUCUUUAGGUAUAUCUUGCUUUCUAAUUUUGAAUGGUUUGUGUUUGUAUGAAUUUUACCUACGUAGGUAGAACAAUCCCUUUAUUAUUGUAAAUACCUAUUUUAAGUACCUUAUUUUAAUAAUUUGCGACUGUUUACUAAAUAAAGGAGAAAAGUUCAAGA
This is a messenger RNA of Bicyclus anynana (squinting bush brown), 5115 nucleotides long. It is a transcript of the gene cher, whose product is annotated as filamin-A. The coding region runs from base 246 to 3017 and encodes 923 amino acids. The record is from RefSeq and is a predicted model, not a curated record. Gene Ontology annotation, biological process: actin cytoskeleton organization. NCBI's taxonomy places the organism in Eukaryota, Metazoa, Arthropoda, Insecta, Lepidoptera, Nymphalidae. The transcript is spliced from 19 exons. Gene Ontology annotation, molecular function: actin filament binding.